Messenger RNA from Punctularia strigosozonata HHB-11173 SS5, 1027 nucleotides. Its product is annotated as RNA-binding domain-containing protein. The transcript has 5 exons. The record is from RefSeq and is a predicted model, not a curated record. Gene Ontology annotation, biological process: mRNA splicing, via spliceosome. Gene Ontology annotation, molecular function: pre-mRNA 3'-splice site binding; metal ion binding. NCBI's taxonomy places the organism in Eukaryota, Fungi, Basidiomycota, Agaricomycetes, Corticiales, Punctulariaceae. Gene Ontology annotation, cellular component: spliceosomal complex; U2AF complex. The coding region runs from base 112 to 828 and encodes 238 amino acids.
UCAUCGCGUCAAUUACGUAAUACACUUGGGCGCCUCUACCAACGCCUUUUCCGACCGGGCAUCCUUCGACACGCUCGACAUUCGUACUUCACCACUUAUUUCGAGACCAUCAUGGCAUCACAUCUGGCUAACAUCUUCGGCACGGAACAAGACCGCGUUAACUGUUCGUUUUACUACAAGAUUGGAGCAUGCAGACACGGCGACCGCUGUUCCAGGAAGCAUAUCAAGCCGUCGUUCUCCCAGACUAUCCUGCUCCCGAAUGUGUACCAUAACCCCGCCCACGACCCCGUCUGCCAGCUCACCGAGCAGCAGCUGCAAGAGGGCUUCGAUGCCGUGUACGAAGACCUGUACUGCGAACUGUCAAAAUUUGGACAUCUGUUGGAGCUCCAUGUAUGUGACAAUGUCGGGGAUCACCUCAUUGGGAACGUUUACGCACGAUAUGAAUGGGAGACGGAGGCGCAAGCUGCCGUGGACAACCUGAACAAUCGCUGGUACGCAGGGCGUCCACUUUAUGCCGAAUUGUCACCCGUUACCGACUUUCGCGAAGCAUGCUGCCGUCAGAAUGAGAACGGGGAAUGCAACCGUGGUGGAUUCUGCAACUUUAUGCAUCUCAGGCUAGCGUCGAAGGAGCUCGUGAAGUCACUGAAACACGGGCAGCGCUUGGAGCGGCGUCUCAAUCCUGCCACGGCCGGUCAAGCUACAGAAGGAUGGGUCCCGAGCAAAAGACGGAGCGCGAGCCCUCCUUCUCGACGAGGCGGAAAAGACGGGGAGGACCGGUGGACCAGAAAGACGGAAGGCGAGGAUAGGUGGACCAGGAAGGCGGUUUAGGGUGACAGUCUUGGAGCUUGCUUUACGGUACAUCGCGGCUACGCUGAUCCCUUUGUAUGCCUAUCGUCAGCCGAAGAUUUUAUCUGACAACUGUCCUGCACGUCUCAGACGUUGACCAGAAGUGAAUCCGCAUGCCGCAGGCAUCUCAACAGCCAUCGACUGAAGGGAUGGAGAAUGCCGCGCAUCGAAGUAAGAGGCG